CAACCAUGUCUUCCUCCGUCUUCAGUGCGCUCAAGCGCUUCACGUCUUGUGAUAUUGGGGAUGCGCUUGUCAAGCUCAAAGUACCCUAUGGUGGAUAUUGCCAUGGACUCAGCAUGUUCUCGCCGCACUACUCGUCCGCAGGCAAGAUCUUUGGGCCGGUUUAUACCGUGAAAAUGGUCGAUGCAAAGAACAAAGCAGCUCCACAACCAGACAAGCAUUUCGCAGACUGUAUCCCGAAAGGCAGCGUGGUGUUUGUGUCCCAACCAAAAGGCCUGUUCUCGGCAUGCUGGGGUGGACUCAUGUCGACACGAGCAAAGAUCCUUGGAGCUGAGGGAGUCGUGGUUGAUGGAAAUUUUCGAGAUCUGCUCGAACAUCGAGAGUUAGGAAUGCCACUGUUUGCUCGAGGUAAAUCUUCUCUUGGUUCGAACAGCUUCACUCGAAGUUCCGAGCUCAAUGUCCCAAUUGAGUACAACCUUCCGGAACAGGAACAACCACUGGUUAUCAAUCCUGGGGACUGGGUUGUGGCAGACGUGGAUGGCGUGGUUGUGAUCCCACCUAGCUUGGCGGAAGAGUGCCUCAAGCUGUGUCAGGAGCGCUUUGCCAUUGACGAGAAGACCAAAGAGGCGCUCGAACAGGGUGCGGAAAUGGGGCCCACCAUUGCAAGACUUCGAAAGUGAUUGGCCAGUGGCGGCUAUUGGAGUUCGCGGAUGGUCUCUGACCAGGCGACCAUCAGCUGUACACGCUGCACAAAUGCACUGACUGGGGCCCAUCUAUUUCUAGUUCUGGAAAGAAUGUGCGCUGAGCAUGGCGACCUCAGAAAGACUCAGAUUUCACAAAGUCGCGACUGGCCGCCACAGACAGGUCCUUCCAUGCAAUACAAAAUUUCUGUACACUUGUACUUCACAUGACAUCGUCCUC
Molecule: messenger RNA, 918 nt
Organism: Pseudocercospora fijiensis CIRAD86
Lineage: Eukaryota; Fungi; Ascomycota; Dothideomycetes; Mycosphaerellales; Mycosphaerellaceae
Exons: 4
Coding region: 6-677 (223 amino acids)
Source: RefSeq, a predicted model, not a curated record